AUGCAGCAAGUCAGAACUCACUUCUCUUCUGCCUACGAACUCCCCCUGCUCACCAGGCCAGAGAACUACACACAGGUACAGAAGGCACUGCUGCCAGACCCUGAGCUCGCCUGCAUUAAUUGUUUGUUUGUUUAUAGUAUAUCACUCAAUUUUGUUCCGUUUUGUCUAAGUCCAAGUGCGUCGCAAGUUUGAAAGUGGAUUGUACAUGGUUAGUGUGACCUUAAUCCUAAUAGCUGUAAUAUGUGAACAACUUUACAAUCACUACCGGAGGUUGUAUGGUCAGUGAGUAAAUCAACUGCCAUCACCUACUCCCGUGAGUUUCUGCUCUCUUUCCGAAAUAAAGCUCACACUCUCGAAAACAGCAUUGCCUUGCCAGAAGGUUGUUCUACAAAGUCAAAAAGUGAAACUAAGAAGAAGCGAGGCUCAAGAGGUGGUGUUAGGAACAGACUACGGAGGCGAGGAAGCCGUCACCCGCUCCCGGUGAUCACCCUGUCAAAUGUGCGGUCACUAAAUAAUAAACUGAAUGAGUUAGCGGCAAGGGCUACAUUUGAAGAGGACUUUAGGAGAAGUAAUUGAAUCUGCUUUACAGAAACAUGGCUCAAGCAGGACAAUAUUGAUGUGAACAUUGAUGGAUACACUGUUAUUAGAGCAGAUCGAGACAAAACAACAUCACAUAAAUUAAUAGGCAGGUGGCUAUGUAGCUUUGUAGAUAAUACUUGGGCCAUGCAGUGUAAUGUGAUUGAACAAGUGUGCACCAGAGACUAUGAGAUUCUCAUUGUAUAAUUCAGGCCAUUCUAUCUACCACGCAAGUUUGGACUGGAUUACCAUUAUUCUGGUCUAUGUGCCUGGACCUAACAAUAAGGAAGCUGCUGACAGGAUUACAGACUGUUUCAAGGCUGCGCUUUCACGAUCAGCUGACCAGCCAGUAUUUGUGCUUGGGGAUUUUAAUACGCUCUCCCUCUCCGCGCACCUCCCCACUCUGCAACAGUACGUCACCUGUCCAACUCGCUCAACUCGCAUCCUGGACCAGUGUUAUGGCAACGUAGAGGACGAAUACAAGGCAGUGUGCAGAGCACCCAUCGGGAAAUCAGACCAUAACGUUAUCCAUCUCCUACCGAGAUACAGGCAGCAGGUGAAACGCGAAAAACCUGUAGAGAAAUCCAUUCAGGUAUGGACAGAGGAGAGCAGGGAGGAGCUCAAGGACUGCUUUUUUUUGUCACAGACUGGGAGGUGUUCUUUGACUCGUGCAGGGAUCCCCAUGAGUUGACAGACAGCAUCACAUCAUACAUCAAGUUCUGUGAGUAUACUGUCAUAAACACAAAAACUCUAAGAGUAUUUCCCAACAACAAGCCCUGGGUGUCUAAGGACUUGAAAAUGUGCCUCAAUUAAAGGAAGUUUGCUUUCUUGAAAGGGGAUACUCAUGCUGUUAAUGAGAAAGAACAGGUCAAAAAUGUGUAAAGCUAAAAAAGACUUUAAGGAUGAAGUGGAGCAGAGGUUCUGUACAGGCAAUCCAAGACAAGCAUGGGAAGGGCUUAAUUCAAUGAUGGGAAGUGAAAAGAAAAGAGAGAACAAUAAAUUGCAGACUGUUCAUCCUUUAUAAACAACCUUAACUGUUUUUAUGGAAGAUUUGACACCGUUGAAUUUAAAGACGAAUGUGAACAAAUAUGUGACAGCAUCCCCAAAUCCUCUCCUGUCCAGAUAACAGAGAAUGAGGUGGCCUCAUGCUUGUCACAUAUUAAAACACACAAAGCACCGGAACCAGAUGGACUAUGGGGCAAAGUACUUAAGUCUGCGCCGAACCAGCUCAAUGGAGUCUUUACACGACCUGCUGAGCACCUGUACAAUGCCAAACUGCUGGAAGGUGUCGACCAUUGUACCGGUGCCUAAGAAGCCAGGGGCCAAAUGACUUUCGACCUGUGGACCUCACGUCCCUUCUGGCCAAACGCAUGGAAAGGAUUGUCAGUAAGCACUUUACCCUAUUCUUAGAUCAACUGGACCCAUUAUAGUUUGCCUAUAAGGCACAGAGGGGGACUGAAGAUGCUACCCUGACCUUGGUAAACAUGGUGGCUGGUCACCUUCAACAUGCAAAAUCAUAUGCACGCAUUUUAUUGAUUGAUUUUAGUUCAGCUUUCAAUACAAUGCAAAUACAAACUGCUGAAAUGACUACUGGACCUGAAUGUCAACGGAGGCAACGCACAUUGGAUCAAGGACCUUUUAACUGACCGCCCACAGAGGGUCCUCAUGAAUGGGGCCCUCUCUGAUAAACUGACCCUGAACACAGGGGCGCCCCAGGGGUGUGUCCUUUCACCAUUGUUGUUCUCUAUCUACACUAAUGAGAUGAAGAUCCAAGGAAACAAUGUGAGCCUUUUCAAGUACGUGGCUCUGAUGGGACUCUUUUUUAAAAGUUGGUACGUCAGAUGGGGACAGCUAUUUUGAACAGACCAACAUCUUUCAAGAAUGGUGCUGGUCAAGUGCCCUCCACAUUAAGGUGGAAAAGACAACUUGCCAAUGUCCCAACCACUCCCUCUGAAUGACCAACCAGUGGAGGUGGUUGAGUGUUUCAAAUACCUAGGGACCCAAAUUGAUGACAAGCUGAGUUUUAAAGAGAAUUUUAAAGAGAAUGCAUGGUGUUCUGGACAGGGUGUACAGCAGCUUGGUGGAGAGCAUCCUCACGUUCAAUAUGACAGUCUGGUAUGGCAAUCUGAUCGUGAGGAGCAAAAGCAAACUAACCAGAAUAGUAAACACAGCCAGCAAAGUAAUUAGUUGACCACAGGCACAGUUGAGCAGUCUGUUCCACAAGGCAACCAAAAAGAAGGCACUGGCUGUCGUUGGCGACCCCUCCCACCCUCUACACCCUCAGUUCGAGAGGCUUCCCUCUGGCCGGCACUUCGGAAUGCCCAUGGCUAAGAAGUUCAAACAUGAAUUUAUUCCUUAUGCUGUUGGACUACUAAAUGUAAAGUAAAUUGUAUCGGUAUAUGUACUUAUCUAUCCAGUACAGUUGGGACAGCGGUCAGUUGUGAGUGAAUGUAUCAAUGUCCUCUAUGUUUUUAGUGUAUGCAAUAUGAUGGACUGACUGGUUUAAAUGUGUAUGAUGUGAGAAUGUACGUGUAUGUGAUCCUUUUAAUUUAAGGUGAUGCCAAAGAAAAAUGUCCAUCCUGGAUGGACAAUAACGUUUUUAUUCUACAUAAGGCAUGGGAUAGCGCUCAGAGCUACAGUAUGAACAAGCACGGAAUUGAGGGUUAAGAGUAAUCUCUUGUGGAGUUAAAGCGGGGAACUUAACUGGAAUGUUGGAGUUGUUCUAUAGAGGGCCGGGGCUGAAUCUGCUGUUUUUAGUUAGCCGCUUUCGCCUCCAGAAGAAAAUCAAGUUAGUUAGCAUGAGAUUUGGUUUUGGGUUACACGAUUUCUGUUCUCCUAACCUCCUGCUCCUGUCUGUUCCUCCAUGUAGAUCCAGAACCCAUCGUGGCUGGGCGGUGGCAGCAGUGCCUCUCCCGUCCCCGGCUGUGUGGUGCCCUUUGACGGAUCAGUCACCUCCUGCAUUACCCCGCACCCCCAUGGAGGGGUCUCUGACUACCUAUGCGUGCCCAGCCCGGGCGGACAGGGCCAUGGGGGCCACAUGGGACAGUCACACAUGGGGAGUCUCUUCGGGGCUGGAGGAAUGGGCGGUGGCGGAGGCCUCAACGGAUACGACCUAAACAGUGUCGAUCCAGACAGGAAGUCUUCUAGUAUCGCAGUGCUGCGUAUGAAGGCUAAGGAACACAGUGCAGCUAUCUCCUGGAACACAUGA
Molecule: messenger RNA, 3784 nt
Organism: Coregonus sp. 'balchen'
Lineage: Eukaryota; Metazoa; Chordata; Actinopteri; Salmoniformes; Salmonidae
Source: the annotation of a GenBank genome assembly